AUGAAAGUGGCUAAUAGUGGAACAACUUUUAUCAAGCGCUUCUUACUAUCUAAAAUUGACGAUGAUCCAAUAUUGCAGAUAAAAAAUGGUAAAGUUAAUUAUGAAGCUGCAAUAAAACAAGCCGAUUUACUUCUACCCGAAGAAAUAAAGGAACAUGCAAAAGCUGCUUUAACUGCUUGUAGAAAAGUCCCGGAUUCAUACAACAACAUAUGCGAAGCAGCUUUCUACAUGACGAAAUGCGUUCACCGUGAAAACCCUGCCGCCUUUUUCUUUCCUUAA
This is a messenger RNA of Parnassius apollo (apollo), 279 nucleotides long. The record is from the annotation of a GenBank genome assembly. NCBI's taxonomy places the organism in Eukaryota, Metazoa, Arthropoda, Insecta, Lepidoptera, Papilionidae.